Uncinocarpus reesii 1704 is the source of this 1701-nucleotide messenger RNA. RefSeq lists its product as uncharacterized. Gene Ontology annotation, molecular function: glutaminyl-tRNA synthase (glutamine-hydrolyzing) activity. The transcript has 3 exons. Gene Ontology annotation, biological process: glutaminyl-tRNAGln biosynthesis via transamidation; mitochondrial translation. NCBI's taxonomy places the organism in Eukaryota, Fungi, Ascomycota, Eurotiomycetes, Onygenales, Onygenaceae. The record is from RefSeq and is a predicted model, not a curated record. Bases 1 to 1701 code for a protein of 566 amino acids.
AUGCAUCUGGUCCGCCUUAUCGUAUGCCACCGUGUCAUCCCCCGCCCGCGACUCCCGCUGCGUCCUGGCAUCACCCGGCCCCGUAGCCAGCGGAGCUUCGCACCCAGAGAAGCGCGGCUCCUGAGCACGCAGAUAGCCGCCCAUAAAGACGCAGCUGCAGACCGUGUUCCGCUUCGCAAGGAGUUAAAGGACAAGGCCAAAGCGAAACGGCUGGCAAAGGGCAAGCAGGGCCAGGAUGCGCCGUCUCGAUCGUCGUCGCGGGAGGGCUGGGAGCUGACGGUGGGAAUCGAGGUGCACGCUCAAUUGGACACCGAUGCAAAACUGUUUUCACGAGCCUCCGCCGCGAUCGAAGAUGCACCCAACUCGAACGUCGCGCUUUUCGACCUCGCCUUCCCAGGAACUCAGCCGUUCUGGGAGAUGGCGACAGCUUACACAGAAAUUUCAGAACCGUAUGCUAAGAAUGGUGUUCUUCGGCUGUACGCCCGUGACGGAAUCGCUCCUGAAGACGGAGACUGUGUUGAAAUAGGCAUCAAACAGAUCCAGAUGGAGCAGGACACGGCCAAAUCCCAAGAGCUGCCUUCGCACACCUACCUCCUCGACUUUAAUCGCGUCUCUCGGCCGCUCAUCGAAAUAAUCACCCUGCCUCAGAUCCACUCCCCCGCCACGGCCGCUGCGUGCGUGAAGAAGAUCCAGGCGAUUCUGCAAUCCUGCGGUGCCGUCACAACGGGCAUGGAAAUGGGCGGCCUACGUGCCGACGUCAACGUCUCCGUGCGCAGACGAGAUGCCGAAGCGGGUGCGCAUGGAUACCAAGGAAUAACAGGUUUAGGUCAGCGGACAGAGAUCAAGAACCUGAGCAGCUUCAAGGCCGUUGAGGAUGCGAUCGUUGCCGAAAGGGAUCGCCAAAUCGCAGUGCUGGAAGCCGGCGGGACCAUUGAGGGCGAGACACGCGGAUGGACACUUGGCAGCACAGAAACCAGAAAGCUACGCGGGAAGGAAGGGGAGGUGGAUUAUCGAUACAUGCCCGAUCCCGACCUGGGACCGGUGAUAAUUGGGGAAGAUGUCCUGCUUGAACUUCAAGAUACGAUGCCACCGCUGCCCGAUGACCUGGUGAAAACACUCACGCAGGAUGCAAAGUAUGGCCUCUCUACGGAUGACGCAAAGGCUUUGUUGGAGCUAGACGACGGUGCACGAUUGGACUACUAUCAGGACGCCGUCGACAUGCUCCUCACGCUGCACGCCGAAGAGCCAGCAACAGAAAUGGGCUUUUCUGCAGGCAAGGCGCUUGGGAACUGGGUCCUCCAUGAGCUCGGCGGGCUGUUCAGCAAAUACGAACUCCCCUGGGAUCCAAACCGGGUUUCGGGACAGACGCUCGCGGAGAUCGUGCACCUCCUCUCCCGAAAGUCCAUCACGGGGACGACUGCAAAGUCGCUGCUGGCCACGGCGUUUGGCGGUGAUGCCAGGCCAAUCAAGCAGAUGGUGGAGGAGGACGAUUUGCUGUUCCAACCACUGUCGCGGGAGGAUUAUAUUGCGCUAGCGGAAAGUGUAAUCCAGCAAGAUCCGGAGACUGCACGGGAGAUUCGCGAGAAGGGCAGGGUGGGCAAGCUCAGUUGGUUCAUGGGCCAGAUGAUGCGGGCGGGAGAUCGGGGGAGGAUGGAAGCCGCAAAGGCGCGAGAGGCGCUGGAGGAGCUGCUGCUGAAGUAG